UAGAUGACUAUCUGGGCUGUGAGCCCGAGUACAGAGCUCAGGCCCUGCGGGCUGGCCGGUUACCUUCACCAAGAUACGCUCUUCCCGCCUAGACAGCAGGGCUGUAAGGAGGCGGGAUCCGCACGCGGUAAUGACGUCACCUUCCGGCGCCACCUCCUUGGUUUCCCUGGCGACCGGCCUGAGCUCCGCGCCGACUCUAGGGAGAUGCUGGCAAGGCGGCAGCGCGAUCCCCUCCAGUCUCUGCAGCGCCGCAGUCAGGAACUGAAGAAGCAGGUUGAUGGUUUGCUUUCUGAGAGUCGACUGAAAGGAGCUCUAGAAGCCAGCAAAAGACAAGAUAUUUACCAAAGAUGUAUCCAGUUAAAACAGGCAAUAGAUGAAAAUAAAAAUGCUCUUCAAAAAUUAAACAAAGCGGAUGAACCUGCACCUGUUGGGAAUUAUAAUCAGAAGAAAGAGGAUGAACACAAUCUUUUGGAUAAGCUUACCCACCAACUGCAGGAACUUUCUGUGUCCAUAAGUAAAGAAAAUAUAACUGAAACUCGGGCACUUACUGAAAGAGAGGAAGAUGACAGUUCUGCUGAAGAAGAUGAAGAAGAAGAAGAUGAAGACAAAGAAGAAAGUGAAGAAAGUGGUGGGGAGGAAGAAGAAACAGAAGAGGAAAAGGAAAAGAAACAGGAAAAUGAGCCUCACCAAGAGGCACCCAGUGGAAGAUACAUUGCUGUUGGAGAUUUCACUGCUCAGCAAGUCGGAGAUCUUACAUUUAAGAAAGGGGAAAUUCUCCUCAUAAUUGAAAAAAACCCUGAUGGUUGGUGGCUGGCCAAGAACGCCCAAGGAAACAAAGGUCUUACUCCCAGAACCUACUUAGAGCCCUAUAAUGAAGAAGGUGAAGAAUCCAGUGAAGAGGGCAGUGACGAAGACACAGAGGUGGGGAAUGAAACGGCAGAGGGAGCGGAAGUUAAACAGAGAGCUGAUUCUCACUGGAGUGCUGUCCGAAAAGCCAUCUCAGAGCAGAUAAACACUGUGGAUGUGUUGACUACAAUGGGCGCUAUUCCUGCCGGGUUCAGGCCCUCCACACUCUUUCAGCUUCUGGAGGAAGGCAAUCAGUUUCGAGCAAGUUACUUCUUACAGCCAGAGCUCUCUCCUUCACAACUGGCCUUCAAAGAUCUUCUGUGGGAUGCUAAAACAGGCGCUAUUAGGUCAAGGCCAAGUCGUGUCUCAUUGAUUCUGACACUCUGGAGUUGUAAAAUGAUUCCUCUUCCAGGAGCGAGCAUCCAGGUUUUGAGCAGACAUGUGCGCCUUUGUGUGUUUGAUGGCAGCAAGGUUUUGAGCAACAUUCACACAGUCAGGGCCACGUGGCAACCUAAGAAGCCCAAAACAUGGACCUUUUCUCCCCAGGUUGCUGGCAUUCUGCCGUGCUUGCUUGAUGGUGAUUGUUUCAUCAGGUCCAAUUCUUCAUCUCCAGAUCUCGGAAUAUUAUUUGAACUUGGAAUUUCUUAUAUUCGCAAUUCAACUGGUGAAAGAGGAGAAUUAAGUUGUGGCUGGGUGUUUCUUAAGCUUUUUGAUGCCAGUGGAAUUCCUGUUCCAACAAAAACUUACGAACUCUUCUUGAAUGGAGGCACCCCAUACGAAAAAGGUGUUGAAGUGGACCCUUCAGUAUCCAGAAGAGCACAUGGUAGUGUUUUCCAUCAGAUGAUGACAAUGAGAAGGCAGCCUCAACUUCUAGUAAAACUGAGAUCUUUAAACAGAAGAUCAAGGAACAUGCUAAGUCUACUGCCAGAAACAUUAAUCGGAAGUAUGUGCUCCACUCACCUGUUGAUAUUUUAUCGCCAAAUUCUUGGAGAUGUGCUCCUGAAAGACAGGAUGAGCAUGGACAGUGCUGAUUUAAUUAGUAAUCCAGUACUGGCCACUUUCCCCAAGCUGUUAGAGCAGCCGGACAUUAUGGAUGCACUCAGGAGUUCCUGGGCUGAGAAGGAGAGUUCACUGAAGAGAUCAGAGAAGAGCGACAAGGAGCUCCUGAAGGCUGCAUUCCUCCUGGUUUACCACGACUGUGCGCUCCCGCUUCUUCACUCCACGCUUCUGCCCCAGCUCCGGUGGGCAGAGGAGGAGAGUGAGGCUGCCCGCUGGAAGGUCAUCACCGACUUCCUUAAGCAGAACCAAGAAAACAACGGCGCCCUCCAAGCUCUGCUGUCACCAGAGGGAGUCCAUGAACCUUUUGACAUUUCGGAGCAGACCUAUGACUUCUUGGGUGAAAUAAGAAAGAACACAGCCUGACAGUGGUGGCCCUUGACCCUCAGCGCUUGCCCUGAGUCUGACAGACCCUCCACAAAGACCCGAAUAAAUGACAGAACCGCAAGUAACUGUCACAUUAUAA
Messenger RNA from Phacochoerus africanus (Common warthog), 2368 nucleotides. RefSeq names its product nephrocystin 1 (gene NPHP1). Lineage: Eukaryota; Metazoa; Chordata; Mammalia; Artiodactyla; Suidae. Gene Ontology annotation, molecular function: protein binding. The record is from RefSeq and is a predicted model, not a curated record. The transcript is spliced from 20 exons. The coding region runs from base 4 to 2268 and encodes 754 amino acids. Gene Ontology annotation, cellular component: cilium; cytoplasm. Gene Ontology annotation, biological process: protein localization involved in establishment of planar polarity.